Molecule: messenger RNA, 954 nt
Organism: Rotaria sp. Silwood1
Lineage: Eukaryota; Metazoa; Rotifera; Eurotatoria; Philodinida; Philodinidae
Source: the annotation of a GenBank genome assembly
AUGGCUAAAGCCGGAAAUGUAGGCAAUCGUUCUCGCUUCACUGAUGUUUACAGCGAACCUGUCGAUCGCCUUUUAUCGCCGAUAAAAGGAUAUCAAAAUAAACCACUUGUUUCACUAAUGGAAACAAUUGAACCCGUAUCGGGGUUUUUCGAUGAAAUCGAAGAUAAUGUCAAAGUAGCAUUACAUAAUUGUCGAAAUCCGGCUGAUGGGCUAACACAACAAGAGUCAGCCUCAAUACAUUUGUACACCAUGCAAUUUGAAGAUGGUCCAAGUCUAUAUGAAGUACUUAAUGAAUCGUUACGUGCCGAAAACCGUCAAGAUCUCAAGCCAUGGUUUACUUAUCUUAAAUUAUUUUUUACGGCACUCUACAAACUGCCAUCAGAAAAUCGACGGGUAUGGCGCGGCAUUCGAAACGUCGAUUUAAGUGAAAAAUACAAUACGGGUACGGAAUUUGCCUGGUGGGGCGUGAGUUCUUGCACAGCUGGCAUGCAAGUACUUGAAUCGAGUCAAUUCUUAGGAAAAGAGGGUCUGCGAACAUUAUUUUCGAUUGAAUGCAUCAAUGGCAAAUCGGUUGCAGCACAUUCGUAUUUCAAAAAUACCGAAAACGAAGUAAUACUCAUGCCCGGUUCAUACUUUCAAGUGAUUGGUCAAUUAAGUCCAGGCAGUGGACUUCAUAUUAUUGAGUUAAAAGAAAUUAUACCACCGAUGACACUCGUCAAACCACCAUUCAGCAAAUCGAACGAACAAGUAACUAUGCCAGUGGUACCAAAACCAAGUGCAUCAGCUUUAUCAACAGCAACAUCAACAUUAUCACCCAGUUCGGCUUCAAAGAAUACAUUGAAGCCGAAAAUUAAAUGUUAUCAUAAUUAUUCGUGUAAACAAUUUUAUAAAUAUCUUUUAACUCAAACACAUUUGUUACAGCAAAUUCGAAAAAAUGGAAAAUAUGAACAAUAA